GUGGUGGUGCAAAUUGCAAUUUUGGUGUACCAAAAAACCAAAAGUGAAGAAAAUCGAAGUCAGUGAGAAUAUUUUUUUUAAAUUAUUUCGUGUUAUUUUAGAUAAAAAAAAAUCUAAAAAAUAUUUCCUUCAUUAUAACGGGAAAAUGCAAAGUAAAGAGCACACAAAAUACAAGUGUUGAUGAAGUGAAGAGGACGUCAAACGACGACGACGAACGAAGAAAAAAAAGGGAGAAUCAUUUAUACAGCAAGCAGCAGUUUUUAUUUUUUCAACAGGAGAAAAUCGAAACGAAAAAAGAGAACUCCCAGGCAAUUAAAAAAAAAGAAAAUUUAUCAUCAUUGGAUUUGUGGAAAAGGCACGAUUUUGGAUGGAAAUUAAACCUAAAGUACACGGCUACAAGUGAAAUAUAACAAAUUUAGAUAUAGAGAUUUUCACCAUCAUCAUAUAAAAAAACCGAGGAACAGCAGUAGUAGUAGUAAAAAAUUGGAAAAACAAAAAAAAAAGAAAAAAAAAAUAAGAAUAGAAAAAAAAAACAGCAACAGCCACUCUUUUUUUUAUACAAAUAUAACAAAAAAAAAUUUCUUUAAUAUAAAACCAAAAAAAUAUUUGUAAAAAACCGACACAAAGAUGAACGAGUUGGAUAGUUUGAGACAAGAAGCUGAAACCCUUAAGAAUGCCAUACGCGAUGCCCGUAAAGCGGCCUGCGACACAAGUCUGGUCCAGGCGGCCUCGUCUUUGGAACCCAUUGGACGUAUACAGAUGCGUACCAGACGUACACUUAGAGGACAUUUGGCGAAAAUCUAUGCCAUGCACUGGGGCAACGAUUCGCGGAAUUUAGUAUCAGCUUCUCAGGAUGGUAAACUGAUUGUUUGGGAUUCGCACACCACCAACAAAGUCCAUGCCAUACCACUGCGUUCGUCGUGGGUGAUGACGUGCGCGUAUGCGCCCUCCGGCAGUUACGUCGCCUGCGGCGGUCUUGACAACAUGUGUUCAAUUUACAACCUGAAAACGCGCGAGGGCAAUGUACGAGUCUCUCGUGAACUGCCCGGUCAUGGUGGCUAUUUGUCAUGCUGCCGUUUUCUGGACGACAAUCAAAUCGUCACCAGUUCCGGCGACAUGACAUGCGGCUUGUGGGACAUUGAAACCGGCCAACAGGUAACAUCAUUUCUGGGACAUACCGGCGAUGUAAUGGCUCUAUCGCUGGCGCCCGGCUGCCACACCUUCGUGUCGGGCGCUUGCGAUGCCUCCGCAAAACUGUGGGACAUACGAGAGGGAGUCUGCAAACAGACCUUCCCCGGCCACGAGUCCGACAUCAACGCCGUGACAUUCUUCCCCAACGGUCAGGCGUUCGCCACCGGCUCUGACGAUGCAACUUGUCGCUUGUUCGACAUACGCGCCGAUCAAGAGCUCGCCAUGUACUCGCACGACAAUAUCAUCUGCGGCAUUACAUCGGUGGCAUUUUCAAAGAGUGGUCGUUUGCUGUUAGCUGGUUACGAUGACUUCAACUGCAAUGUUUGGGACACAAUGAAGGCCGAACGUUCGGGCAUACUCGCCGGUCAUGAUAAUCGUGUUUCAUGUCUGGGCGUCACCGAGAAUGGUAUGGCAGUAGCAACGGGUUCAUGGGAUUCAUUCUUGCGUGUAUGGAACUAAAUACCAACUUAAAAUUUAAGUAAUACAGCAACAACAAAUACAACAACAAAACAUACACACAAACACACACAACAGCCUACAACAAAAUGAAAUGAAAAAAAAAAACAAGAAACCUAUUUACUACUACAUAUAGUUUAAAACGUAUAAACAAAUAAAUGCCGUGGUCACUCUACAAUACAAUACAACAACAACUACAACAAAAAGUCAGGUUUGAGGAUUUUUUUCAAAAAGGGACAUGCAACCAAAACAACAACUACAACAACAAUAUAUUAUAUUAUAUAUAUGUGUAUUUCUAUAUAAAACAUAGAUUCUUAUUUUUUAUUUUUUAAUAUAAACACUAGUCUUUAAGUUUUGAGUAUUUCUGGUAACCCAACAAAUCUAAAUAAGCUUAAAAACAACAAAAAAAACCAAAAACAAAUCUUUACUUCUUUUACUUAAAACAAAAAAAGAAAUUUUAUUAAAAUAAGAAGAAAAUCAUUUUCUUUUUCCUAAUUUUUAUAAUGGAAAUUUUUACGUACAAUUUUGCACAAAUCUUAUUAAAAACAUACAUACAAUACAAAACAAAACAUUAAGAACACACAAAACUGUAAACUUAUAAAUCUUAAGAAAUACUCAAUAUCUUGUUUUAUUAUAAAAAUCAAAAAUUAGAUGAUUGUUUUUCUGUUUUAUAUACAUUUUUUUUUUUUUAAUAUUUUUUAAACAUUUAUUUCUCACUUAAUGUGUAAGCUUGAAAAUUGAAAUGUAAUGUAAGGAGCAAUUACAUUAUAAGUUUUUUUUUUGUUUGUUUAUGGACAGACCACCAGCCACACACAACACAUACACACAGUAUUUCCUAACUAAAUAUUUACAUAUUAAACACUAUUUAAAAUAAAAAAAAAAAAUACAAAAAUCAAAUAUUUUAAUGGUAGUUUUUGUAUAUUCAAAAAGUGGUGUUGGGGUUAAAUUUUUGGAAAUGUAGUUUAAGCUUCCAUCGUUCUAUUAGAAGAAGAAUCCUUUGGUUUAUAAUUACGUGACGAUUAAAAGACCAAAAGUGAACGGAAAAAUUUGCAGCAUUUCAUGUAGCAAUUCUGUUUUGAUGGAGUCCAUUGAGAACCGAUCAUUUCGUUUUAAUUAAGUAACAGUAUUCUUACAGUUACAACUUCAAAACAUCAUAAAUAUGUUAUUUUGAAAUUAAUUUCAAAAUUAUUUAUUUUGUUUGAAAGAUAUGAGUUUUACCUUUUAAACAGGAAACGAUUUGUAAAAUUCCGUUUGAAAAUAGCUGAGUAAAUGUAUUUUAAAAUCAGGAUGAUCUCCAACUAAAGCAAAAUACUGUCAGCUGGGUUUUUUUUAAAGAACACUCAAGCAUUUGUAAGAAAAUCCCGAACAUGUUAUACAAAUUAGCAUAACUCAUUUAUUUUUUAAUAGAUUCUUAUUUACUUUUCACUAAAAUUAGAAACAAAACAUAUGUUACUGCCUCACGAUCAUCAUAAAACGUGAAGAAAAUUAAAAUUUUUGCAUAUAAAAAAAUAUUUUUCUUUCGAUUUCAGUAAAACUCAGAAAUGUUCCUUUAAAAAAUGUGAAAAUUCUAGAAAUAAACUUAUUGUUAAAUAUUUUAGUGGAAUAUAUUUAUAAAUUAUUAAUUUCCACAACAAUUUAUACGCAUAAAACACAUACACACAGUUCGAGUUUAAUUUGAAAUGCCUACUAUAGAACUAACGCACAAUUGUCCGCACAAUUUAUGAAAAUGACAGUCUAGGUAAACAAUUUUAAACCGGAAAAGUUAAUAAAAUUACAACAAUAAUAUUCUAGAAAGUUUCUGCAAAUAUACAGACAGGCCUUUCUCACAUUUCGUUUGGAAUAGUUUCAAUUCUAUACAUAUUUAUUAUUCCGAUGUUUUAGCUUCAAUGAUUUGUCAAAAUUUAAGAAAAAUAAAUAAUUACAAACUAAUAUCAGUUCCACUUAGAAAACUGAAAUUGGUUUCGUUUUACUAUUUCUGAAGGAGCAAAUUGGGAAAUUAAUUCCACUUUCGAUCGGCUUUUUUUUAAAUUUUAUUUCACUAGAUAUUUUUAUGGCAUUUAAUGAGUUUAUUCAUGAAGAUUAGGAAGAAAAUUUUAAAUUGAGAAAAUUUGUAAUUUAUAUUGAUUCAAGAAUUUUUAGGUUUUGAGAAAAAGGUUUAGAAUAUAAACUAAGGAUUUUUUAAAAGUUUUCAUUUUGUGUAACUUUCUGCUAACUUUAGAAAAUAGUUUAACAAAUUACAGAUUUAUGUACUUGUGCAUGGCUGGCUGGCUAACAAACAUUCCUUAAAACAACAAAAAAAAACUUAUCAAACAAAAAUCUCAAUAACUCCUUAAUAUGCUAUUUUGUUUUUCUUGGCUUAAUUAACAAAAAAAAAAUAAAUAAAAAAAUAAACAUUAUUGUACGUUGAAAAUAAAAAUCCCAAUAAAUUAUUUAAAUAGCUUAAAAAACGA
Calliphora vicina (urban bluebottle blowfly) is the source of this 4097-nucleotide messenger RNA. RefSeq names its product guanine nucleotide-binding protein subunit beta-1 (gene Gbeta13F). The coding region runs from base 628 to 1650 and encodes 340 amino acids. The record is from RefSeq and is a predicted model, not a curated record. Gene Ontology annotation, biological process: G protein-coupled receptor signaling pathway. Gene Ontology annotation, cellular component: cytoplasm; heterotrimeric G-protein complex. NCBI's taxonomy places the organism in Eukaryota, Metazoa, Arthropoda, Insecta, Diptera, Calliphoridae. The transcript has 3 exons. Gene Ontology annotation, molecular function: protein binding; signaling receptor complex adaptor activity.